Anopheles coustani is the source of this 2644-nucleotide messenger RNA. RefSeq names its product ATP-dependent RNA helicase ddx24. The record is from RefSeq and is a predicted model, not a curated record. Gene Ontology annotation, molecular function: nucleic acid binding; ATP binding; RNA helicase activity. Lineage: Eukaryota; Metazoa; Arthropoda; Insecta; Diptera; Culicidae. The transcript is spliced from 5 exons. Bases 70 to 2568 code for a protein of 832 amino acids. Gene Ontology annotation, cellular component: nucleolus.
CACACGUGCAUUUGUUGUCGGUAAAGUGCGGUUCACAAAAGCACCAGCGGAAUUAACUUUGAAGUAAAUAUGCAAAAACACCGCAAAUUCAAUCCGAAGAAAAGGCCAAAGAAUGGCAAACCAAAGCCGAAGGGCGAGGGUGAAAAAAAGGGCCAAGGAAAACCCAGCUGGAAACCGGUUCAAAUCAGUGGCCCUGUGAUAGCCGAUGAUGGUGCCGAUUUCGGUGGCUUUAUCGGUUUGGAGGUGAUGGAAAACUACGACGACUUUGUGCGGAAUGAGAAAGUGGUGUUGGACGAUGAUAUGGAAUUUGGAAACACGAAAAAGAAGCCUAAACGCAAACGAGGAAUGCACAGCGAUUCGGAUGAAAGUGAAACGGAAAUGGAAGUGUAUAGCCGAGAAAAAAACCUGAAGGUACCGAAAUUGACCAUGUCCGCGUUCCUUGAAUCCACCGAGGACGAUUCUGGUUUCGACGACAUACCCAAGAAGAAAAAUAAUGAGAAACCAGACUCGAAGAAAGUGGAUCUGGUGGAAAAAGUUGAGCGCACGGAAUCGGCGAAAUCAUCCUCAAAAGCGAAGGAAACAUCUUUAAAACCCCGGGAAACUGUGAAACUAGAAAAGGAACUGAAAAGCAGGGAAAAUGUGGAAGCGAAAUCAAAGGUUGAUGAGGAAGAAGCGGAACCAUCCAAACCAUUUUCGAUGCUGCUUAAGCCUCCCAAGCAAAAAGAAAAAAUGAAAAAACAAGUUUCAAAGAAACAGGGUGAGAAAGCGGAAGCACAACAAUCCUUUUCAUCUGCAGAUUAUAUAUCUUGGAUAGAGCUGGGCGUCUCGGAACCGAUCGUAAAAGCGCUUGCCGAUAAAGGCUUCAAGGUGCCGACGGAGAUACAGAGCAAAUCGCUGCCGGUGGCGAUUUUGGGGUGUCGGGAUUUGCUCGGUGCUGCCGAAACGGGUAGCGGCAAAACGUUGGCUUUCGGCAUACCGAUGCUGGAGGGUAUCAUGAAGCUGAAGCAACAGGACGAACUCACCUGCGUCGAGGAUCAUCGUUCCAGUGAUCACGAGCUAACGCCACCACCGGAGGACAUGGACGACAUGCCGGAGGACGUGCGGCGGGUGUUUGCAACCGAGGGAAGCAAACUGCAGAGUAAUCGUGCGGAUCCGAACAAACCCCUUUACGGGUUGAUCCUCACGCCGACGCGUGAACUGGCAGUGCAAAUCAACGAUCACCUGAAGGCAGUCGCAAAGUACACCGGCAUCAACAUUGCGACCGUAUUCGGAGGGUUAGCCGCGGUGAAGCAGGAACGUUUGCUACGCAAGUGUCCGGAAAUUGUGAUCGCCACCCCAGGACGCCUGUGGGAGCUUAUUCAAGGUGGCAAUGCUCAUCUCACGAAAGUAGCACAGAUAAGAUUUCUCGUCAUCGACGAAACGGACCGUAUGCUGGAAAAGGGACACUUUGAAGAGCUGAAGCAACUUUUGGAGCUAAUCAACUCCAAUGAAGAGGCGAAAAAUCGUCGUCGCAACUACAUCUUCUCUGCGACACUGACAAUGGAUCACGAUUUGCCGGAACAUUUGAUGAAAAAUGCCAAGAAAGCUAAGAAGGUGAUCAAAGAAACGCCCGGAAUGCGGAUGAAUAAUCUGAUUCAAGUCGUCGGCAUGACCGAUCCAAAGAUCGUCGAUCUUACGCAAGACCAUGGCACCGCGCACACUCUCACCGAGUCGCGCAUUGUAUGCUCGGCGGAACAGAAAGAUUACUUCCUUUACUACUUCCUCGAGCGCCAUCCGGGACGUACGCUGGUGUUUUGCAAUUCGAUCGACUGCGUGAAGCGGCUCGUGUCGCUGCUCGAUUAUCUCAACUGCAGCCCGUUGAGUCUGUUCGGAAGCAUGCAGCAGCAGCAGCGACUAAAGAAUCUGGAGCGCUUCACCGCCAACCCGAAGGCGCUUCUCGUGGCAACCGACGUGGCCGCUCGUGGGCUCGACAUCCCGAACGUGGAUCACGUUAUCCACUACCAGGUGCCGAAAACGACCGAAAACUACGUUCAUCGGUCGGGGCGUACGGCACGUGCCAGCCGGGAAGGGCUCGCCCUUCUGCUGAUCUCGCCCGCCGAGAUGAAGGACUACGUGAAGCUGAAUCAGAACCUUGGGCGCUCGGAGGAUCUUCCGCUAUAUCCGACCUCCGACCGGAUGAUGCGCCAGAUCAAACUGCGUGUCAACUUGGCACGUGAAAUCGAGCGGAUGGAUCUGCAGCAGCGCCGUACCGGGGCCGAGCGGUCGUGGCAGGACAAGCUAGAGCAGGAGUUCCAGAACGACUCGGACGUCGACAGCGAGCAGGAGGAGCUGCGCAAGAUUGAACAGUCGAAGUGGAAGCGCGGGUUCAAGGCGAAACGGUUGGAGCUGAGCAAGAUGCUUGCCGCUCCGCUCUUCAUGGAACGUAAGGUCGAGAUGCGUUUCCCAACGUCACACCUUGCGCUGACGCCGAAACAGGACACUGGCAAGUCGGCUAUCAAUCUGGUGCGUGAGGCCGAGCAGGAACGUAUUGCAGCGACGAAACGGCGCGGGAAGAAGAAACAAAACUAAACGGCGCAAGAGGGUGCAUGUAAAGAAUAGGUUUUUUUUCUUUUAGCAAAUAAAGCUUUAUCCCUGGUAAUACUUA